This is a messenger RNA of Anopheles nili, 3222 nucleotides long. Its product is annotated as arylsulfatase B-like. The record is from RefSeq and is a predicted model, not a curated record. The transcript has 4 exons. NCBI's taxonomy places the organism in Eukaryota, Metazoa, Arthropoda, Insecta, Diptera, Culicidae. Bases 878 to 2656 code for a protein of 592 amino acids.
UCGAGCGUAAUACCCGCGACAACACAGUCAUCGCCAGCUGUUAAGCCAGCCAGACAGUGUGUACAUUCCCGCGGAAGUGCUGGCAAAGCGUACUUAAAGGGGGUCCGGUUGGAGUGAAAUCUUCACGAGUGAGAUAAAGAAAGAUCCGGAUCUCGGUCACCCGUGAUUAAGACGGGUCCGGUUGCUAACCGCACGGUACGAUUUGCUCACACCACGAGCUCGCCGUGGAACCGCUCGAGUGUCAACCGAUUAAUUUGCUAGCCAUUUCCGUGGGGAAGCUCCGUGGUGUGUCUGCUCGCGGACGCCACGCAACGGAAACCGGGCCGAGUAAUCGAAACCGCUUCGCACCAAACGCAGCCAGUUCCACCAAACGGUGCCCUGCGGCUGGUGGUGACUGAUUGAACGCCUGUGAAACGCGCCCUGUACGCUAUCUGCAGCCCAGCCGGCAAGGUCUAACCAGAAGGCGACGGCAACGAGCAAACAAGGCACUGAUCUGAUAAAAUCUAAUUGCUUUACUUUGUUUGUUUGUCACACCACGAGAUCUGCAAGCGAUCUCGCAUUUCGGACGCGCGGUCUCCGUUUGCGUGCGUGUGUUUUAAUAUUUCUUUCGAUAAAACCGUUUGGGUUCUCCCGAGAGCGGCACGGGACAGCUUCAUCAGACCAUCAGCUUGGAGGACACCGCUGUGAUCUAAUCAGUGCCGGGAGUAUCUAGUUCUGUGACGUGUUCUAACCUAACAAAAAAAAACAAAUCAAGCAAACAAACAAACCAUUACUAAACACUGCCAGCGGCACUGUCCAUGCCGAUCGUUUGCAGACAAGGCCGUCAUAAACGCAAUUUUGGUGAACCAGAUCGAGGAGUGUUAUUAACGCACCCACGAUGAGUAAAGCGGGCUGGGUUGCUUUGGUGACCGUCCUACUGUCAUCAUGUGUCAUUGGCAACGUGCAAACCUUCGAUCAGGAGUCCCGGAAACGGCCACACAUCGUCUUUAUCAUGGUUGACGAUAUGGGUUGGAACGACGUAGGGUUUCACGGCACGAACCAGAUAGUGACGCCCAACAUUGACGCCCUGGCGUACGAUGGUAUCAUCCUUAACCGGCACUACUCUGCGCCGAUGUGUACGCCCUCACGGGCGGCCCUGAUGACGGGCAGGAACCCGAUCAACAUUGGCAUGCAGCACUACGUGAUCGAUAGCGAUGAACCGUGGGGUCUCGGGCUGGACCAGCGUAUUAUGCCCGAGUACUUCCGCGAGGCCGGCUACGGUACGCACCUGAUCGGCAAGUGGCACCUUGGGUUCUUCGCUGAGCAGUACAUCCCUACCAGCAGGGGGUUCGAUACCCAUGUUGGGUACCUUGGCCCGUACGUCGACUACUGGAGCUACGUGUCUAAGAUGAAUAGCGGCACGUUUGAGGGCUACGACAUGCGUCAAAAUCGGUUCGUCAAUUACGCGGCCAACGGGACGUACGCGACGGAUUACUUCACUAUGGUCGCUAAGGACAUCAUCGGACAGCAUGGCAAGAGCGGUGAACCGAUGUUGCUCGUACUGAAUCACCUCGCACCACACGCAGCCAACGACGACGAUCCGCUGCAGGCGCCCCAGGAAACGAUCGAUCGUUUUGCGUACAUCCGAAAUGAUGAUCGUCGCAAAUAUGCCGCAAUAAUGUCAAAGCUGGACGAUAGUGUUGGAGCCGUUUAUGACAGCUUGAAAGCCAACCACAUGCUCGAUAAUUCGAUCAUCGUUUUCCUGAGCGAUAAUGGAGGAGUCACCAGGGGCAUGCAUAGUAAUACGGGAUCUAACUAUCCUCUGCGAGGGCAAAAACAUUCUCCCUGGGAAGGUGCCGUACGCACGGCCGCACUCAUCUGGAGCCCGCUGUUAAAAGACACGCAGCGUGUCUCGAAUCAGUGGUUCCACAUAUCCGAUUGGCUACCAACCCUGGCAUCAGCCGCGGGUAUUACGGUUGGCAACAGUUCCUUCAGCGAUAUCGAUGGCAUAGACCAGUGGGAAGCGCUUGCGUACGGCACUGGCAAUCCUCGCCAGAAGCUGAUGAACAAUUUAGACGAAAUAUUUGGCUACACUAGCUACAUGGAAAAUGGUUUCAAAUACGUCAACGGUACCACACUCAACGGGGCUAACGAUCAGUGGUACGGUCAGGCAGACCCGUUGGAUACUCUACCGGGAGACGAUCAGUACCUCAGCGCCGUAAUGUCAACCGGCAUCGCACGCGCUGCCAAUCUGGACGAGAAAGUGAUCUCCUAUCUACGUCGCCACGCCAAAGUGGAUUGUGGGAACGAAAUCACGAGCAAGGAGUGUAACCCGUUGGUGAAACCUUGCCUGUUUGAUAUCAUCAACGAUCCCUGCGAAAUGCACGACAUUUCCGGAGAAUAUCCGAGGAAAAUGCGACAAAUACGGGACCAUGUCGAAUAUUACCGGCUGCGAUCGAUUAGGCCGCGCAACAGACCACACGACCCGGAAGCGAACCCAACAAAGUUUGGCGGCGUUUGGACAUGGUGGCGUACGGAUCCUACCAGACAGGGCAAGCAGGACCACGAAAUACCGCCACCGUCUCACUCACUGUCGAAGGACACUCAGCUCUUUGAAAAAGCAGGAUGCUGCGAAUAUGCCGAGCGAGAUUCCUACGGAUGCGUCUGCGGAUGGUAAAUCUACGGUUGAUGCUGCAUUUACCUCAAAUAUAUACGUUAUAAGCGAUAGGGAUAUGGACAGGUAACGAAGUAAUUGGUUUCUUUUAUUGGUUUUUUUAUUCCCAUGGUAUUCUUAAGUCCUUCUUAAGUCCUCCAAUCGCUUCUGGUACUUGCAUGGGUUAACUAGCAUUUUGAACUCGCGAACCACACGUCCUCAAAAUAGCACUCUACGGUUAACAUGGUGGGGUUCACUAAAUUAUUUUACAUAACCAAAGAGAGUCAACGUGUUAUUACGGUAGGUUAUUUGGGGCUAAUAACAACUCUGGUAGAUAUAAAAGUACUUACUUACAAAAGGUAAAUAGUUUCAUCGAAUCAACCGAAAAAGGGAUAUGUACGUUUUUGGCAUUCCUGAUACAUGUAGAUUUUGGGCGCUUAUUUGCUUGAAAUGGAUGAUCCAUUUGUUUUACGAUAUUUUACAGAACACCCCAUCAAUAUCUCAUAUACGAUGAUGGCUACAUUAAUGAAUCCUGUACGAAACGAAAAGAACGAAGUCACUACUUCAAAGUGUUUUAAAAUUCCACUCCA